Pomacea canaliculata is the source of this 4222-nucleotide messenger RNA. RefSeq names its product GH3 domain-containing protein-like. The transcript is spliced from 8 exons. Gene Ontology annotation, molecular function: acid-amino acid ligase activity. NCBI's taxonomy places the organism in Eukaryota, Metazoa, Mollusca, Gastropoda, Architaenioglossa, Ampullariidae. The record is from RefSeq and is a predicted model, not a curated record. Gene Ontology annotation, cellular component: cytoplasm. Bases 725 to 2551 code for a protein of 608 amino acids.
AGUUCCUUUGAUGGUCACCUUCCUUUCACCUUUCUUAUAUUAUGUGUGUUUACGGGAAUUGGUUUGAAUUGUGUGUUAUUAUAUAGUGAAGGACCAUUGUAGGAGGGAGAAUGUGGUAUACUGGUAUCACAAGGGUGCAGUGACCGAAUAGCUGACAUCAUAAAGAUUGGCCAGGGAAAUUACUGGGCGUGCAUAACCAUAUGUCAGGACUUCCACUGACCACAUGACUAGGCGAUCUACUUGGACUGGUCAGUGAAUGGAAAACCAAGGGUGUACAUGCCAGAAAGGGACCUCCAGAAAUUGUAUAAAACAGGGUAAAAUGCGAAGCUCUCGUCACCGCUGCAGUGAGCGGCUCAGGGUUCAGAUCUCGUCUCGUAACACUGUAUGUGACACCUGUUCGCAGGGCUGGGCGUUGGGGUUAUCUCCGGGUACUCCUCUUUCCUCCCCCUCCUUAGUGCACUAACACGAUUUGUACAGUUAGGCAAAGCGCUUGCCACUCUUCACAUUCACUAUGUGUCAUCAUUUUAUUUAAGUGGUCGCAUUUGUGUUUCACCUAAACUGGCUAAAGGUCAAAUCCACGGUUUCUAUCAACCCCCAAACACACACACAGUUUCAAUAGCGAAAGGGCAGCCACUCUUCUCGCUCUUCGCCGAAAAGGGAGAUAAUGCUGGUCCCAUGUCAAAAUUGAGAACGUUUUGAGAUUAAAUUACAGCAGAAUCAUACCAUGGGUAUCAUUCGACAGGUUUUCAGAGGUGCUGCUGUUGUGUCUGCUGCUGGUACAGGAUAUCUUUUGUUUGAUGUGCGAAACAUGAAAGUCUAUCGAGACCAGCCUUUAAAUGAAGCCUUGAAACACUACAUCUCUGUGAAAAGUCUUGCCUUUUUGGGUUCUAUAUUUCUGAAGAAACUAGAGAGUGCUACAUCUGAUGUGGCUAGGGCCCAAGAAGAUUUUCUUCUGAAACAAUUGAGGGAUAAUGCUGACACAGAGUAUGGCAGACUAUACAACUUCUCUGCCAUUAAAUCUGCAGAAGAAUUUGUUAGAGUGCACCCUCUCACCCGGUAUGCUGACUACAAACCUUAUGUGCAGAAGAUGAUGGCAGGUGAGCAGUCUGUUCUGACAAAGGAAAAGCCAGUCAUUUUUGGUGUGACCUCAGGAACAUCAGGAACUGAAAGUAUUAUUCCAAUGCUUCUAAAGCAAAGGGGAGUCUUUUUCCUAAAUGGAGUAUCUGUAGCUUUCAUGUGUAUGAGUCAAGCUUUUCCUGAAGUUGUUUGUCUGAGCAAAAUCCUGAAAAUCUUUUACAACCCAGCAUGGAGGAUGUCAGAAGCAGGCAUAAAAAUUGGACCAAACUCAUCGUCUCCCUCUGAAUCGAAAAAGUUGCUUCACAUGUAUUCGACUCCAGCUCCUGCAUUUGACAUUCUGAGCGAACCUGAAGCUCUGUAUGUACAUCUUCUGUUUGGUCUGAAAGACAGGCACCUAGGCAUGAUAGAAGCUAAUUUUGCUUCACUUGUUUUCAAUGCUUUCCAGAGGCUUGAAGAGGAGGUUGCAAAUCUAGUGAGAGAUAUAGAAAGUGGAACACUUAAUUCACAGUUGAAUGUAAAACCAGAGAUAAGAGAGAAGCUUGAAAAGCUGCUAAAACCAGAUCCAGUUCGGGCGCAAGAAAUUAAAAAGGCAUUUGAAGAGGGCUUAGUGGGAGUGGCAAAGAGACUGUGGCCAAAACUGCAAAUAAUUGUGUGUGGAGACUCUGGUUCUUUCACCUUAUAUGGCAGCAAGUUGAGGGAGACCUACUGUCAAGGCAUCCCUUUGUACUCUCCUCUUUAUGGAGCUUCCGAAGGACUACUGGGCAUCAACAUCUGGCCAGAAGAGCUUCCUUCCCGAUAUUUGCUUCACCCAAGGGCUCAGUUCUUUGAGCUGAUUCCGGUAUCCCAUGCUGAUGAGGACCAACCACAAACACUCCUUCUUCAUCAGGCAGAAAAGGGAGAGUUCUACGAGCUGGUCAUCACCAAUCCAUCAUGCCAGUAUCGUUAUCGUAUUGGUGAUGUGGUGAAGGUGGUUGGCUACCACAAUCAAUGCCCCAUCAUUGAGUUUAUGUACAGACAGGGCCAGUUCCUUAAUGUAAGAGGGGAGAAAACUUCAGAGAGUCUUUUUUAUGAGGUUUUGAGGGACACGGUGGCUCAAUGGUCAGGUGUGAAGCUGCUGGACUAUUGCUGUGCUGAAAGUAUCACUGUUGAAGAUGCUGGCAUAAAAGAUUACAAGAGCCACCUUCCAUGUUACCAUGUUUUUGUGGAGUUGGAACAAGCAGGACAGUUGUCAGUUAAUCAGAGGAAAAUGGUGGAUGCAACUUUGUGCAAUAAAUCUUAUGUCUACUCAUCUUUUCGUAAGAAAGGAAGUAUAGGGGAAAUGCAGGUACAUAUUAUGCAGCCAGGUUCCUUUAGGGAAUUGCGAGAGUUUGUAAUUCAAAACACUACUGGUUCACCUAACCAGUUCAAAGUGCCACGUGUUUUGAAACGCAAAGAUGUUGUAGAAUUCAUGUUUCAGAGAGUGGUUAAGAAUUGAGAAAGGAUUUGCUUUUACUCAUGAAAAGAUUAAAACUUGUUAAGGACCAAAGAGAGCAGAUAGACUGGGGUUCUUAAUGGGUUUUUUUUUUUUUUUUGGUAAAUGAUGGUUGUGGUAGCCAUGACUGCAUCUGGAUAAAGUAAGAAACAGACAUUCUGUGUUAGAAUCUUCAUUUCUUCAGGGUGAACAAUGUCUUCCUCCUUUUACAGUGUUCUUGACUGCUUUCAUAUGUCCUGGUAGUCAACCUAUUUGUUGCUUUUUGCCUCUUCUUGAAUGACAUGAACACUGAAUGCUGCAAUGAAGUCAGGACUGUUCCCUAAAAUAAGUUUAGGGUGUCUAAAAUUUAGUGUUGCUUUAAAAUAAUCAUGUUGACAAUUUAUUUUUGAGAUCAGUUAAUCCAUCAUGACUUUUUUGUAGGUGUGUUUGGUGCCUUAAUUACUUUCACAUUAAUAAAUGAAAUGAAUAAAUUCAUUAAUAAAUGAAUGAAACAUCUCAGGUCGUAAGUUAAUGUUAUUUACCAAUUUUUGUUUGUGUGUAAUCACUGAAAAUAAUUGAAAAAUCAAAUAUACAGUAUGUUCUGGAAACCUUUCUGAUGCAACAGUAUGAAAGGUUAAAAUAACUGAAGGUCUAUAAGUAAAUGUGAAUUCAAAACUGAUUAAUUAAUUCUCAGCAAAAUAAAAACAUUUACUAAAUGCUUUAAAGAUGUGUUUUAAUCAAGUUUUCUUUAAUAUACUUUUUCAUUACUUCUUUUUUCUUCACCAUGUGUCUUGAAAAUCUCUUUUCCAAUGUCUGGUUAAUAAUUUUCAGGUGAUUGUAUUAGUGAUUGUUAUUAGCAGUCAUUAUUAAUGUAUUCCAGCUUGGUUGGAUCCAGUGCAGUGGUGUAGGAAGACGCUCAGGUUUGGGGAAGGUGGAGGGGCAAACUCCAUGCUAAAAGUGAAUGGCAUUCUUGCCUCCUCAGUAUCUUUUUUUUUUGAGGGGGCAGCUGCCCCUCUUGCCUCCUGGUUCCUAUGCCACUGCUCUGUGUUCUGUAUCUAUUUAGAUAAAUAAGAUGGCAAAUUAGUUGAUUUGCUGGGGAAAAAAAAUGUACCUGUUUUUUUGUUUUUUGUUUUUUUAAAAAUAUGUAUCUGAUAUUUUAGAGCUAAUUACUCAGGGAUCUAUGCAAUAAAAUUUAAUUAAUUAUAGGAGGUGGCCAUAUAAUGUACCUUUUUGGAUAGACAAAAAACACAAAAUCAUUGUGAUAUUAUUAGAAUAAAAAUCAUGCUAUUAUUAAUUUUUUUAAUUUUGAGAGUGAAUAUUCAGAAUUUUGUUUCAGCUUGUCAAAGGUGCUUUUAAAAAUUUAAACAGUCAUGUAAAUAUCCAGUGAUUAUAUUUUUUGAGGUAGGGGGAAGGGAGUUGUGGACAUAUGUAAACAUGCUAUUGAAACAUUGUACAGGUGACACGAAAUAUUAUCAAACUUAAAAAAAAAAUAGUUUUCUGAAAUAUAAUAUGAAUGAUUGUGAUACACCGAAGAUGUAAUUUCUGUACUUUUUAAAAUAUUAAUUUGAAAGUCGUUUUAUUCUUAAAUGAUUUUUUCCUUACUAUGCUCUUGUAAAAAUAAAAAAUAUAAAAUAUAUGGAAGAGAAGUUUACAGACUUGAGUUCUUUAUGAUGUGAUAAAUAAAAUGUAAGCUUU